CUCUCGUCAACUCAACCUUGUCCCUUCCAUACCUGUAUAGCCAAAAUUACUAAAUUAGAAGAAAUAAAAAGUAGUAUAGUAUCAAUAUUCCAUAGUAUUAUUCUAAAAAAAGCUAAUACUACCAGGAAACCCGAACUAUCAUCAAUGUGUCAUUUGUGUCAUAAAGUAUUCGAUAUGACAUUCGUGUUCCAACGAAUUAUAGUUGUGUGUCAUUUAUGUCCUGACGAUUUUGUUGACUGUUAUAGAUAACGGUUGACCAAACGGUACAGAUUUGCUGACGUGGCAAAAAAGCUUGUUGCCAUGUAGAUGCCCCAUCAUUAAAUAUUAUUUUUUGUUCAAAAUUUAAUUAUUUUAAAAAAUAACAAAAGCACAAAAAAAAGUAAAAGAAACCCUAAAAUUAUUGGUUUCUCCGCCUUUGUAAGCCGCCACCAGUGAAGACGACGGUGGGUGCAAUGGAUCCCGUUGGUGGUGGAGAAACCAAUUGGGCGAAGAGAGGGAGAGCGACGGCGGAAUCGGGAAUCACAUUGUUGGGUUCUCCACGACGGCAGCGUCUGGGGACAUGAGAGGAGUGGAGAAUCGUGUUGCGUCUGGGGACAGGGGAGGAGUGGAAAAUCGCGUUGUUGGGUUCUCCACGACGACAGAGCCUGGGGACAGGAGAGGAAUGGAUAAAUAUCACACAUCAGGCGAGCGGGGCUUGUUCUUUCUGGAGGAAGAUUCAUCUUUGACAAACAUCCCACCUCAACUCCCUCAAAGAUUCCACCCAGCUGGUUAACCCCCUCAAUCUCUCUCUUGAUAAAGUUCUUCUAUCCUCUUCUCUAAGUUGACCUCCGAAAUUGGAUUCUCCGUUCGUGUUUGUCUCUCUCUGAUGUGUGAUAUUUCUAGUUAGAAUAGAGUUACAUAAUGGUUAGUAAUAGAUAUGGAGUUUUGAAUAUUAUGAAAAAUUCAAAACUCAAUGAGCAAACGAAAUUAAAAUAGCAGGGUUCAUAUGGCCUAAGUUAAGGUCCUUAAACCCAUUUUCUUAAGGAGGAUAUUAAAGUAUUGUGAUUGCCUCCUGCAAAUUUAGGUAGUUAGGGAGGAGUUAUUAGUUAAUUAGUUGUUAAGGAUAUUUAGGGAAUUAUAAAUAAUUUAGAGCACAAAUAUUUAACCAUAAACCCACAUUCUCCCUUUUUCUCCCUCCCAACCGAACUGUUUCUUUGUCUCUUUGUCCAUCUGUGUUCUCAGGUCGUCCCUUUGGUUGCGUUCUCUGGCGUCCCUGUUGUUCCCGACAGCGGUCUUCGUCGUCAGUUUCGGUUUUUGAUUCUCCCAAAACAUAAACCCAGCUUCCGUUUCCGCCGUCGGACAAGUCCAUCGCUCACAUAGGUCCGUCGUUACCCCCUUUCGCCCGUCACUCCCGACUUCGCUUCUGGUAGUUCUCUCGCCCGUUUUUGUUUUUAAUGUUCAGGAUUUUUGUUCAUUGCAUGGGUUUGGGGUUUCUCUGCAUGGGUUUUAGGAUUUUCUCGUUAUUUGUUAAUUGUUUUGUUGUUAUUAAGGUUACUGGAUUCGUUUUUAAUUAUGUUGUUUUGCGUUAUUAACUUUUUUAUGGUCGAUUGUUUGCAACAAUAACGAAGGUGAUUAGUAAUUUUUUGAAAGUGUACUAUUAAUCAGUCUGCGGUCAUUAUCAACGUUUCUUUGCCCAUUAUUAUUAUUUUCAAGGCCGUUAUCAACUCUUUGUAACGUGUGUUGGUACAACUCAUUGGUAUGCUUAACGUUACAUACCAAAUGCCAUUAUCAAUGUUUUUUUACCAAUGCUCAAUCAGUAACAUUUUAUUAUAGGUUAUUGUUUUUUUUAUUAGUUAUUAACCUUUUGGUAUAAACGUUUCCGCUAUCAACACCAUUAAUAUCAAUUAAUUAUUAAAAUUUAUGUCAUUAAUUCGUAAUUUUCAUUUGUUAUCUUAUCAAUGUUUUUAAUAACCAUUAUUAACAUUUUGCUCAAUCAUUCACAUAGCAGGGUUUUCCCUCUUCGUAUCGACGACUACUUUGUUGUCUACUAAGGUGAUUUAAAGAACAAGUCAUUCCAGUUCAUGAAUAGCUUGUCUCAAGAGUGUGAUGGAACAACGUACAAGGAGUAUGGAGAGAAACUAGUUAAGUACAUCGUUGCUUUUUGUGGCUGGAUAGUGAAUCGUAGCUACAAUUUUGAGGAGUUCACAUGGGUGGAAGACCUAGAGUUGGAACCUUUGCUUUAGAUUCAGAAUUGACGACUAUCUCCAUUUAUUUUGAUCGGAUUAAGAAUUGUCUUUUAAUCCCUUUUUUAGUAAGACCUAGAGUAGGAAGAACCGUUGACAGAGGACGAGGAAGCGCUUGACAGCGAUUGCGGCAUCGGCCUACGUUGGGACAGAACAUAUUGAUUUUCACCACCGGAGUCUGAUCUGGAUGAUGGGGAAGAUCUAGGGUUGGGAGGCAGAAUCGUUUCUUAAAAAGGGAAAGAUGACGCUGAUUUGGGGAUGUGGGAUUUAAUUCCCCUUUUUUAUUCUUUAAUAAUGCCAUUAAUGUAAU
Messenger RNA from Linum trigynum, 2532 nucleotides. The record is from the annotation of a GenBank genome assembly. NCBI's taxonomy places the organism in Eukaryota, Viridiplantae, Streptophyta, Magnoliopsida, Malpighiales, Linaceae.